AAUCUCGAAAGUGACGUUAUCUGAAGUUUCAGGCUUCUCAACCAGCUUUAUCUAAGCUGCUCCCGACGCCACUCUAGCCAUAGUCACCAUGCCUACCACUCCUUUUUGUAUGUUGUGUUUUCGUCUGUAUGUCGAUGACAUCAUCGUAGAGGCAACUCCGACGACAAUCCUCGAACAUCUGAUACCUCAACUGAAACGGCAGCGGCCAAAAAUCGAUUGGCGAUUGGUGUCGCUUUAUCACAAGACGCACGAGCUCGACUGGAAUAAGACGGUGGCGAGUCAACAGCUCAGUGAUAGAAGCGCCAUUUUGAUUGGCUUUCGAGUUGAGAUCGCGCAAGACACGACGGUCGUUUCUCGUGUUCAGACACUUUCUGGUAACACACAGUCGAACGAGAGUACUUGUGACUUACCUCGACGUGAAGCAGAACAAGCUCCGAGUGAGGACCUGCUGAGAAGAAUGGAUAGCAUGGCAGUUGUAAAAGCUAGAAAUGAGUUUCUUGGCAAUACGUCAUCAACUACAAACAGCUUGUCCUCUGUUAAGAAAGGGUUAGACGGCCUUAAUGUCGAAGUGUGUGUACAGUCUGAUGAAACGGGAAUAGGGACUGGAAGUGGUUCAUUACACGUGGAGCAUGACCUUCCGUCUUAUGAAGACGCAGCAGCUAGCCGUUCGGGUUCGAGUGGAAUUGCAGUGAAUGUCUCUGUGAGUUCCAAACGUCAAGACCGCUGUAGCGAUCUUGCUACUACUAAGCGUAAGACUAUGUGUGUACCUCCAACGAUGGAGGAUGCUAUGGAUAAAGCCACCGGAACGAAAUCGAGGCUCAUCAGUGAUGGACCAGCUGCCUUACUUCCUGCAUCUUCUGAAGAUACGCAAGAGCGUUCACAGUCAGCAUCAGAUGCAUGUACAUAUCGCCAGUUAUAUGACCCAUAGCGUCAUAUAGCAAAGGCUAGCGGCUGUUUUGUAGUGAGUGUCACGUGUGUGUAAAGAUUAAGGAUGAGGACUGUGUAGAGUUUACAUACACUGUACUGUACAUACAAACAGACGUAUUUGCUAUCAGUCUAUAAUAGUAAUAAUUGAGAGUCAAAUUUAUUGUCAAAUUUCUUGAAGGAUGUUGAGUUGUUGCUUAUCUAGAUUUACUUUGGGUAGUAGCUGCUGGUUUUGUCCUUGCUGUUGUACAUGUACACAUGAUUUUUAAAUUAGCAUAGUUCUUUUGACUGCAUGUAAGAUACAUGAAUUAGUACAUAAUAGGACACACAAGUUACCUUAAUUGUAGAAAAAUGAAUGUUAUAGAGAGAGAAAUUGAUAUUAAUGUGUUGGAGACAUCUUUAUUUUU
Molecule: messenger RNA, 1331 nt
Organism: Corticium candelabrum
Lineage: Eukaryota; Metazoa; Porifera; Homoscleromorpha; Homosclerophorida; Plakinidae
Exons: 2
Coding region: 89-928 (279 amino acids)
Source: RefSeq, a predicted model, not a curated record